This is a messenger RNA of Agrilus planipennis (emerald ash borer), 1465 nucleotides long. RefSeq names its product tRNA-dihydrouridine(20a/20b) synthase [NAD(P)+]-like (gene Dus4). Gene Ontology annotation, biological process: tRNA processing. The record is from RefSeq and is a predicted model, not a curated record. NCBI's taxonomy places the organism in Eukaryota, Metazoa, Arthropoda, Insecta, Coleoptera, Buprestidae. The transcript is spliced from 6 exons. Gene Ontology annotation, molecular function: flavin adenine dinucleotide binding; tRNA dihydrouridine synthase activity. Bases 241 to 1449 code for a protein of 402 amino acids.
UUUAUAACCUAUGAUUUAUAACUAAUAAAUGUAUUGAAUAAAGAAUAAACAAAAAUUUAUAACAAAUAGGGAAAAUGUUAUAAAAAUACGCGCGUUUUUUGGUAUAUAUAAUACAUGGUGGUGCACAAUAGUACACAAAGAACCAAUAUCCGACUAUUCUUUACCAUAUCUAAAAUGCUAACCUCCAAUUUGUAACUGCUUUGAAUUGUAUACAAUGUAGUUAAGAGAAAAUUUAAAAAAAUGAUAUACAACAGAAAUGUUAACGACGUAUUAAGUCUUUUCAACAACUCGGAAGGUUUUGUAACCGUUUGUGCACCAAUGGUGCGGUAUAGCAAGAUUCAGUUUAGAAGUUUAGUAAGACAAUAUAACUGCGAUCUGUGCUUCUCCCCGAUGAUAAUGGCAGACUCUUUUUGUAAAAGUGAAAAGGCUAGACAAAAUGAGUUUUCAACAAACAGAAAUGAUUCCCCAGUGGUUGUGCAGUUUGCAGCUAAUAAUGCUGCAGAUUUUGUUGAAGCAGCAAAUUUGGUUGCACCAUAUUGUGAUGGUGUAGACUUAAACUGUGGUUGUCCACAACGAUGGGCAAAGCAAUUAGGUGUGGGAUGUGCUUUACUUGAAGAUCCUCAGAAUAUAUAUAACAUUGUCAGAGAAUGUAAGAACCAAGUUACUAAACCAUUCACUAUCAGUGUUAAAAUGAGAUUGCUAAAUGAUUUAAAAGAAACUGUAACAAUCUGCAAACAACUGGAGAUGUGUGGUGUCAGUUUUAUUACUUUACAUGGUCGAACAAAAUUGCAACAGAAAGGUGAAGCAAAUAUUAAUGCAAUUAAAACUGUAAGAGAAAGUAUCAACUGUCCAUUGAUAAGUAAUGGAGGAGUUUUAGACUUGGACGGAUGUAAAGAGAUGCAUGAAAAAACUGGUUGUAAAGGUGUUAUGGUGGGAAAUGGUAUUCUAACAAAUCCAACACUUUUUAGUGGUUCAAAUACAACUACAAUUGCAUGUGUACAAAGUUGGAUAGACAUUUGUUACAAUUCAACUUUAACAUUGGAAAAGUACAACAUCUUACGACAGUCUAAACAGAUUCAAAAUCCUGUGAUUCCUGAAAGACCACUUAACUUGACUUUUCAGUGUUUUCACCAUCAUUUAGUGUUUAUGCUAGAAAAAAUUUUGCCUCGAUUUAAAAGACGAAUUUUUAAUGGUUUGCAAACAUUUUCAACUGUGUUACACUUCUUAAAAGAAAACUUAGGAUUAACAUGCAAACUUUUUGAUGAGGAAACGUUUAUGAAUAGUUGUGUUUUAGAUAUUAAUUACUAUAAUUUCCUAAAUAAUUGUACUGAAAUAAAUUAUUAUAAUCACCAAAAUGAAGGAAAGUUUUUCAGUGAAAAGUGCACUUUCAGUGAUGUAUAUGACGAGGAAGAAAAUAUCUUAAACAUAUUUUCUGAAACAACCAAAUAAAUUUUUUUCAAUUGUU